Messenger RNA from Entrophospora candida, 550 nucleotides. NCBI's taxonomy places the organism in Eukaryota, Fungi, Glomeromycota, Glomeromycetes, Entrophosporales, Entrophosporaceae. The record is from the annotation of a GenBank genome assembly.
AAAUAAAAGGCUUAAGUGGGAACAUGAACAUAGCAAACUUGAAGUAGAUGUGCCACCAAUAAUAAACCCACCUACCAAAUGUAAUAUAGUCUUUGAUCCAUCAAAGCAUCAAACCCAAUAUGCAAGUUGGAUGUUGAGCACAUAUGAUAAGGUUCGUUAUCUUGAGAAUGAGUGGAAAAGUAUCACCCUUUGUCCCUCAGACCAAAUAUCAUCCAAAGAAAACAAGACCUCUCCACAUGAUUUAUUGAUUGAGACACUUAUUCAAGAAGCUCAAUCCACUAACAUGAAUCCUCUAGUAUCAUUUGAGAUACCUCCAGAUUUUUUAACAUUGGUUGAUAGUGAGGUCAUAAUCCCUAAAAAUGAUGAUGAAAUUAACCAACUACCAUCUGCUGAUACAAAUAAACAUUUAUGGAUUGCUUUUGUACUAGAUAAGUUGGUGAAAUUUCAUUAUAUUAUCAAACCAGAAUGUAUUACAGAUCUGGAUGGCAGAAAUUUAAUACACUUAGAGAAACUUGAUAAUCAAGAUGCUGUUAUGCAAGCAACAAAUGCU